Messenger RNA from Racocetra fulgida, 328 nucleotides. The record is from the annotation of a GenBank genome assembly. Lineage: Eukaryota; Fungi; Glomeromycota; Glomeromycetes; Diversisporales; Gigasporaceae.
UAAUAAUAAGGUGAAUGAUAAGAGGAUGGAGAAUGUUGAAAGUAAAAAAAGUAAUGUAAAGGUUGGUUUGAUGAAAGGUGAUAAGAUAUUCAAAACUAAUGAUAAAAAAUAUGAAGAUUUAUCUAAUCCAGAUGAGAAAGUGAUCUUAAAAAUCCAAUCUACUGAUAAAACAUCCAAUUAUAAAAAUGGAAUAAUGAUUAUGUUUAAUAAUUCAAGAAGGGAUCAAAAGAAAAGUACUGAUAUUAAUGAAAGAGUCAAAAGUGCAAUAUCUAAAAUUGAAAAUAAUAAAAUAAUAGUGAAUUAUGUAAUGUUGAUUGGGUACAACUGA